AUGAGUGCUGCCGGCUGUGGGGAGCUACAGUUCAUUGAGGGAACCGUGAGUGCCAACAUGUACUGUGACAUACUGAAGCAGAGCAUGAUCCCCUCCCUUCAGAAACUGGGCCACAGGGCAGUAUUCCAACAUGAUAACAACCCCAAACACACCUCCAAGAUGACCACUGCCUUGCUACAGAUACUGAGGGUAGAGGUGAUGGACUGGCCAAGCAUGUCUUCAGACUUAAACCCUAUUGAGCAUCUGUGGGGCAUCCUCAAACGGAAGGUGGAGGAGCGCAAGGUGACAGAACUCUUCUGGGGUAAGGAGGCGGAUCAGCGUUUCCCACGUGCCACACAUGGUUUCGAUUACAUCCUGGCAGCCGAUGUGGUGUAUUCCCAUCCUUACCUUGAGGAGCUGAUGGACACUUUUGACUACCUGUGCCAGGAAAACACACAUCCUGUGGGCCAUGAGAUUUCGUUUGGACCCAGAGAACAGCUUUGUCGACCGCUUUCGGCAACGCUUCAAUCUGGAGGAGUUGUACAACCUCCCCAGCCUGAGCAUCAAACUGUACCGAGCUUCGAGGAGGGACAAGAGAGCGACUACUUCCUGAUUGGUCUAAAAAUACCCUAUGCCCUUGUGAUGGUGAUGGGUGUGGCAACAGGAUGCUCAGUCUCUAUAACCUCAGAGUCAGAGGUCUCCGGAUGCAGUCUGAUUUCUCCUGAGAUCCUUUACUGGGAAAACGAGCGCCAGCAGGUAAGGUCAAAGGUCACCGGCAGGGGGUUUGCGAGCCAACAGCAGACAGGAUCCUACAUGGAUACUUUGCCACCAUACUAUUUGUUGGGAAACUAUCAUAUGAUAACUUCGGAGGAAGGAGAGGAGGUAGAGGAGGAGGAGGAGGAGGAGGAGGAGGAGGAGGAGGAGGAGGAGGAGGAGGAGGAGGGAGAGGAGAGGGAGGAAGAUGGGGGUGAACAAGAUAAAGAGGAGCAACCAGAGGAAUCAGAAAACCAGGAGCAAAAAAAACUACCCUGGGUUCCGUGCUUCUGCUCCAGAAUAGAUAAAGAUGUGUACAAUUUUGCUGGGGAAAGGAUUGUCAUUGGAGGGGCUUUGGACUCCUUCGCAGGCACCGUUUGGCCGGGGGCUCUGACUCUGUGUCACUACCUGGACACCCAACGCCAACAGUUGAAUUUAAUGGACAAAUCGGUCCUGGAGAUCGGAGCAGGAACUGGCCUUCUGUCCAUUGUAGCUGCGCUCCUUGGUGCCUGGGUGACAGCCACAGACCUCCCAGAUGUACUGAGCACCCUGAUGACCAACGUGAAUAGAAACACCAGGGGCCGCUGCAAAUACACACCCCAGUCAGCAGCUCUGUCCUGGGGCUACGACCUGGAGAAAACCUUUCCCAAGUCUAAAUACAGGUACGACUACGUGCUGGCAGCUGAUGUGGUCUAUCAUCACGAAUUCCUGGACGAGCUCCUGGUCACCAUGAAGCAUUUCUGCAGGCCAGGAACUACUUUGAUCUGGGCCAAUAAGGUGAGGUUUGAGACUGAUCUAACUUUCACUGAGAACUUUAAAAAAGCUUUCAACACAAGUCUGCUGGUUGAAGAUGAAGAGAUGAAGGUCUUCAUGGCAACGUGCAGAGAAGAAGGGGGAGAGAGUGAUCAGGAAUUCCAGAGUGUGAGAGGGAAGGAGGAAGGAAAGGAGGAAGAGAAAAGCAACGAAAAGCUUGUAGAGGAAAAUCACGACACUGAACUUCAGCUUGUAAAUAUAGAGACAAGUGAAGACAAUGAUGUAACACAUGAGCCAGACCCCAGGAGAGAUGAUAAUGAAGGAGAAAACAUGCCUGAGUCUGAUGGACAGGAAGAGACAGAGGAGACAAUGGUCCCCAAAGUCGACUGUAAAGAUGAGGAGGAAAAACCAGAGUUAAUUUCUAACACCACAGCCAGUGAGGACAACGUUACAGAAAAAGCUGAGCAUCAGGACAGACGUCCAGCCUGGGUCCCCAGCAGCAAAAACCCCUUUGGUAAAGAUGUCUACCAUUACGCAGGGCACGACAUUGUCAUUCGUGAGUCCAUAGACUCCUAUGGUGCAGUGAUGUGGCCAGCAGCGUUGGCUCUGUGCUCAUAUCUGGACAGCAACAGGCAGAGGGUAAACCUGCAGGGGAAGCGGGUGCUGGAGCUGGGAGCAGGAACUGGCCUGGUAACCAUUGUGGCCAGUCUGCUGGGAGCCUCAGCCACAGCUACAGACCUACCUGAUGUGUUAGGUAACUUGCUGGCCAAUGUGAUGAGGAACACCAGGGGCCGCUGCAUGCACACGCCGCAGGUAGUAACUCUGUCCUGGGGCUACGACCUGCAGCGCACCUACCCUCUGUCUGCUCAUCACUACGACUACGUGCUGGCAGCUGAUGUGGUCUAUCAUCACGAAUUCCUGGACGAGCUCCUGGUCACCAUGAAGCAUUUCUGCAGGCCAGGAACUACUUUGAUCUGGGCCAAUAAGGUGAGGUUUGAGACUGAUCUAACUUUCACUGAGAACUUUAAAAAAGCUUUCAACACAAGUCUGCUGGUUGAAGACGGAGAGAUGAAGAUCUUCAUGGCAACGUGCAGAGAAGAAGCGGGAGAGAGUGAUCAGGAAUUCCAGAGUGUGAGAGGGAAGGAGGAAGGAAAGGAGGAAGAGAAAAGCAACGAAAAGCUUGUAGAGGAAAAUCACGACACUGAACUUCAGCUUGUAAAUAUAGAGACAAGUGAAGACAAUGAUGUAACACAUGAGCCAGACCCCAGGAGAGAUGAUAAUGAAGGAGAAAACAUGCCUGAGUCUGAUGGACAGGAAGAGACAGAGGAGACAAUGGUCCCCAAAGUCGACUGUAAAGAUGAGGAGGAAAAACCAGAGUUAAUUUCUAACACCACAGCCAGUGAGGACAACGUUACAGAAAAAGCUGAGCAUCAGGCCAGACGUCCAGCCUGGGUCCCCAGCAGCAAAAACCCCUUUGGUAAAGAUGUCUACCAUUACGCAGGGCACGACAUUGUCAUUCGUGAGUCCAUAGACUCCUAUGGUGCAGUGAUGUGGCCAGCAGCGUUGGCUCUGUGCUCAUAUCUGGACAGCAACAGGCAGAGGGUAAACCUGCAGGGGAAGCGGGUGCUGGAGCUGGGAGCAGGAACUGGCCUGGUAACCAUUGUGGCCAGUCUGCUGGGAGCCUCAGCCACAGCUACAGACCUACCUGAUGUGUUAGGUAACCUGCUGGCCAAUGUGAUGAGGAACACCAGGGGCCGCUGCAUGCACACGCCGCAGGUAGUAACUCUGUCCUGGGGCUACGACCUGCAGCGCACCUACCCUCUGUCUGCUCAUCACUACGACUACGUGCUGGCCGCUGAUGUGGUCUAUCAUCACGAAUUCCUGGACGAGCUCCUGGUCACCAUGAAGCAUUUCUGCAGGCCAGGAACUACUUUGAUCUGGGCCAACAAGGUGAGGUUUGAGACUGAUCUAACUUUCACUGAGAACUUUAAAAAAGCUUUCAACACAAGUCUGCUGGUUGAAGACGGAGAGAUGAAGAUCUUCAUGGCAACGUGCAGAAAUUGAGAGAUUUAUCAAUUACCCCUACAGGCCUCUGUUUAAAUGCAUCAUUAUCAUUAUUCUUUGGGAAGUGAAGGGCGACAAUCACAGCAUAGUGCACAGUUGAGCAAAUAUAAUAAGUAGAAACACUUCAAUAGUUUGGGACAGCGCAGCUUUAAAAGUUCAACUUGCAUCACUUGUGUCCUUUAAUAUUAUUUACACAUUUACUCGCUUCAUCUGAAUAAGUCCUGUUAUAAUUGACCUGGAUAAAACAUAAAUGAUCAAAUGAGGCCUUUACCUGUGUGUGCUUUAGCCAACUGGCUCAUAAUCUGUGCGUUUAGGUGCAGCUCCUGGACACUUGCACUUUUUACUACACAUCAUCCAGGUCUAAUACUAUAUAUACAACCUUAUGAGCUACAUGUAUAUCCUGAUAAGCUCAAAACUGUUAAACAUAAGG
Eleginops maclovinus (Patagonian blennie) is the source of this 3979-nucleotide messenger RNA. RefSeq lists its product as uncharacterized. The record is from RefSeq and is a predicted model, not a curated record. Gene Ontology annotation, cellular component: cytosol; cytoplasm. NCBI's taxonomy places the organism in Eukaryota, Metazoa, Chordata, Actinopteri, Perciformes, Eleginopidae. Gene Ontology annotation, biological process: peptidyl-lysine methylation. The transcript has 13 exons. Gene Ontology annotation, molecular function: protein-lysine N-methyltransferase activity; nucleic acid binding. The coding region runs from base 1 to 3549 and encodes 1182 amino acids.